AGAGAUUUGAUGGAGUCGUCGACAGUCACAGCGUCGCUGCGGGUGACAUGCGGCACGCUGGCUGUAGGGGCUUUCCUGUCCAGCAUUCGAGCGCGUCAGCUGGCAGGUCCCUCUGCCAUCUUUGUCGCGCUGGGCGUUGGCACUGGCGUAUUCAGACUGGUGAAUCACAUCAGAGGAAACGGGAACAGCAAGCUCGCAGCGGCAGUGGCGUCAAUUACAUUCUUCCGAUUGUGCACUGCAUCGCAUCGCCAAGUUGUUCUGUCGUAUGGGUGUUUGGAAGUGCUUCUGCAAGCGUACUGGGACCAUCGCUGUCUCCCGACCUUGGUGGAACAUGCAAUAUCCUUGAUCACCACCAUGCGCGUGGCUUACGCCUACCUGGUCCACGCAGAAUGGUUACCUCCGUCAACCUUGAAGACGUUCGACUACCAAACUAACAUCCCUGUGGCGCACUUGGAGCAAUUUCGCCGCAACAUCCACACGAACGAGCUGUCGCGGUGUGCCACGAUGCAUCCAGACCACUCGUGCCGCCAGUUUGCCGUCACAGGAACCCUCAACUUGCUCAGUCGGAGCGCGCAAGUGUUUGUGCCCCUCCAGAGUCUCUCGCUGGCUGCAGGUAUUGCAACCAAGAAAGUGAUCGAGUGGCCAAAAGUGAUCAAAGGGGUGGCUCGUUCCAUGAUGUUUCUCACAGGGGCGAACAUGGCUCCACUCAUGCUGUCAUGCUUGGUGCCAAACGCACCCCACAAAUGGGUCGCUCUACUGGCUUCGAUGUUGCCGUACGCCGUCCUUCAAGUGGAGCCCCCCAAACGCCGAGCGAGCGUGCUCAAGGCUAUUUCGUGCUGGGCACUCAUUUCUCUGCACUUACAGGCGAAAUCGAGCCGCUGGUGGCGCAGACUGUACAUGGCAACGCCAGCCAAGCAUGUGCCGUGGUCGUGGGUCGCCACGGCAGCGUAUGCAGCGUGCAUGACGCAAAUUCUGAAGCGGCCGCACAUUCAAAGCCACCUCGCCAUGCAGUACCUGUACGGAAAACCCAUGACGAAGUCUAGAAACAGCACUGAUAGCCGCUCAAAUCCCACGAAACACAACGCUCAGGGCGACAAAGUUAUACCUGUCACUACUCCAUGACGACGUUAAGCUGUAAUCUAGCUCAUACAGUUGAGGAGAGGGACACCAUUUGGCUGGC
Aphanomyces invadans is the source of this 1180-nucleotide messenger RNA. RefSeq lists its product as hypothetical. The coding region runs from base 10 to 1122 and encodes 370 amino acids. The record is from RefSeq and is a predicted model, not a curated record. The transcript has a single exon. Lineage: Eukaryota; Oomycota; Saprolegniomycetes; Saprolegniales; Verrucalvaceae.